Molecule: messenger RNA, 306 nt
Organism: Phytophthora sojae
Lineage: Eukaryota; Oomycota; Peronosporomycetes; Peronosporales; Peronosporaceae
Exons: 1
Coding region: 1-306 (101 amino acids)
Source: RefSeq, a predicted model, not a curated record
AUGGUUCUCCCCUCCGUCGUGCGUCUGUGCCGCAUCGCGCUAGUGGCGCUCAUCGUUCUGUUAGCAUUCGUCAAUGCCCUACCAGUGGCCGCACACUCGAAGAGACUGGGCGUUAGCCCGAGGGCUUCUCUCGACUUCAAGUCAGGCUACGAGCAAACUAAACGGCACCUGAGGACUCACAAGAAAUCGAGGGAAGAUGAAGCCAGGCCUUUAAUGUUGACAUCCCCGUCAUCUCGAAGCUUGCCGAAAAAGUGUCGAAGAAACCAAAGACUGAGGAUGAAGCGCUUCAACCCUUCACCAAAAUGA